GUGUGUGAGUGUGUCUUCCUUUGCCGUGCUGAACAGUUCUCCGUAGACUGUUCUAGAGGACUUGGAGUGGUCGGUAGUGAGUUGGUCCUUGGGCAACCCCAGUGCGACAGCAGAGAGUGUGGUGUGUCCUAGUGAAAGAGAGGAAGACGACGAAGCACCAAGAAGCAGCCAAAAUGUAUUUCAAGAAAGUGGUGUCGAUCCUGGUCAUCUGCGUGGUGGCCGGAAGUGCCCUCGCCGAGGAGAGCAAGCCGGAGGUCGCGCCGGAGAACGUCCUGAACGAGCUGAGCUGGUCCUGCGCCAACAACGCGUCCUGCGUGACCCGGCUGGCCCGUAAGGUCGUGCAGAAGCUGGCCGCCCGCAAACCGGUGGACUUUGGAGCGUUCGCCAUCGAACCCGUGGAACGAAUCCCGCUGACCGUCGAGGGACGCUCGUCCCGCGCCCUGGACUUCCUCAGCGGCAACGCCGUCAAGUUCCCGAUCGGACCGAUGGUCUUCAACAUCGAACGCUCCGCCGACUAUCCAAACUUUAUCGAGGUGUCGCUGCUCAGAAAGGCCGAUGGAGCCCCGGGAGCCCGAGGCCGGACCCGUAAGCACAUGCGCUUCUUCGUGCCCGCAUUCCUGGUCUUCAGCCAGAUCGGCUGGUACGCGCUCGCCAUCGCCGGAGUCAAGUUGCUAGCGAUUAAGGCCUUCUUGGUCGCCAAAAUUGCCCUUAUUGUCGUAGCAAUGAUGACCUUCAAGAAACUCAUGGAACCAGUAGCCGUUUUGCCGUCGCCGUACUUCGACCAUCAGGAGCCGUUCCUGAUGCCAUACAGCAUGGACUUCCACCACGGAUUCCCCGGCGCCGGCCACGACAUGUACCCGAUCGGACACCUCGGCCACCACGACGGACCGUCCGCCCUGCACGCCGCCGAAGGGGGCCUCGGCGCGGCCAGCAACGUGAACGCCGUCGUCGACACGAACCAAGCCGCGGACAAGUCGGCCACGGUCGGUGGAUCCAGCAGCGGCAGCAGCAGCGUGUCCGGCGGUGCCUCGGCGGCUGCGUCCUCGAACGACCGUCACCACUUCCCGGGCGGCAAGAUCAAGCGGCAGGACUUUUACCCGGUGCCCCAAACCGGCAAGUACUACUGAGCCCCGACGCUCCGUAAGCUCACUGACAGGAUAGAACCCAACACCUAACAACACCUGCCCCCUGUGACUGAAACCGUGAAAACGACACCCGCAGGGCUGUGUCCCGUUAUUGUGCGACACGCCCGGCUCUACCUCCAAGUCCAAGAGAACAACCCCCCAAACUCCCUAAAAGAAAAAAGCCCCCGUCCCCCCAUAAAAAA
Messenger RNA from Culex quinquefasciatus (southern house mosquito), 1327 nucleotides. RefSeq lists its product as uncharacterized. Lineage: Eukaryota; Metazoa; Arthropoda; Insecta; Diptera; Culicidae. The coding region runs from base 174 to 1127 and encodes 317 amino acids. The transcript is spliced from 3 exons. The record is from RefSeq and is a predicted model, not a curated record.